CGAGUAAAGUAAGCGAGUAGAAGAAGUAUUGCUCUUUAUUCUCUGGUCGCCUCGACUCUGCCCCCAUAAAGACCCCUUCGAAACCGGAAAAACGUGACGGAAACAAACGGAACCGAUCCAGCGGCGCAACUCGUCCUCGCAGAGGAAGACACGGGAAGCAAAGAAGAGCCCUAAGCGUCUCGUUUCCGGGAAAGGAGAGAGUAUAUUCUUCGAUAGAGAUCUAGCAAAAUGUCUCCGGUGGAAUCGACGCGCGAGGAGAAUGUGUACUUGGCCAAGCUGGCGGAGCAAGCGGAGCGGUACGAGGAGAUGGUGGAGUUCAUGGAGAAGGUGGUGAAGACGGCUAAUGUGGAGGAGCUUACGGUGGAGGAGCGCAACCUCCUCUCGGUGGCCUACAAGAACGUGAUCGGAGCUCGCCGCGCCUCGUGGCGCAUCAUCUCCUCCAUCGAGCAGAAGGAGGAGAGCCGCGGCAACGAGGAGCAUGUCGUGCUGAUCAAGGAGUAUCGUGGGAAGGUCGAGGCUGAACUCAGCAAGAUCUGCGAUGGGAUCUUGAAGCUGCUUGAUUCCCACCUGGUGCCCUCUGCGAGCGCGGCGGAGUCCAAGGUGUUCUACCUUAAGAUGAAGGGUGACUACCACAGGUACCUUGCAGAGUUCAAGACUGGAGCUGAGAGGAAAGAAGCAGCUGAGAGCACUCUGUUGGCUUACAAAUCUUCGCAGGUGUGUGCUCGUAAUGUGUUAAUCUUUUGCUGAUUCUUCAAUUUCCAUUCUCUUUCUUUUGAAGUAAUCCAGUGGAAUGCUAAGAAAACAAUGUUCUCCUAUUGGCAAAACAAGUGUAUGUGAUGUAACUUAUUCCAGGUGUAUGAGGAAAACAAAAGGAACAAUCAACUAUGGAACCACUCUGGUAUAGGCUAAGACUUUUUAAUGGAUAAACUACAGUCGAAUCAGUUCUGCAGAGGAAGCAUUUAUUUUCAGUCUUCAUUUUGGUGUUUUAUGUUUUUUUAUUUUAAUUUCCCAUCACCUGCAUUGAGAUGCUUCUUUUCAGUAACUACCUUGGUUUUAACAAAAUCAUUUUCAUUUCAUAGAUACCAUACAUGCAUGAAUGUCAGGGUGAGCUUUGGCAUAAUGUAAUGUUACAACCUGGUGACCUGAGUUCAAGUCAUGUAAAUGGCCUGUCUGAUUGCAGGCCUAAGAUUGUGAUCAAACUCUCACAUUUUGCAUUGGCAGGAGACAUGUGUACUAGGCCAUUCUUUUGCUUUAGAUAUAAAUGGAUGCGAGUGUAAUAAUGAUAACUCAUUACAUCGCUGUUUGUUUGCCGCAUAUUUUCCACGUUAAAAUUCUCUUUAUUAUCUUCUUCUAAGUCAUCCUUGUAAAUUUAGGUUCAAAUUAUGACAUUCAAGAAAUCUUUCACAGGAUAUUGCUGUAGCUGAACUGGCCCCAACUCAUCCAAUACGACUUGGUCUGGCGCUUAACUUCUCUGUGUUCUAUUAUGAGAUUCUUAACUCACCAGACCGUGCUUGCAGCCUUGCAAAGCAGGCUUUCGAUGAGGCUAUCUCUGAACUUGAUACUUUAGGUGAGGAAUCGUACAAGGACAGUACGUUGAUUAUGCAGCUUCUCCGAGACAACUUGACAUUGUGGACGUCUGAUAUGACGGAGGAUGUUGAUGAGAUCAAGGAAGCUCCAAAGAAGGAAUCAGGAGAUGACCAGUGAUCUUGAUUUAGUUACUUAUGAUCAUUAAUGUAGAAUCUACCUUUAAAUAGGUGUUGUGAGAAUCUUCUGCUUUUUGAACAUUCCUCUCUUCUUGCUCUGUGGACAACCGUACUGGGCAAACCAUUAUUUUCCGAAGAUUGGAUUCUUGUUUGUCUUCAUUAGUAAUAUAUGUAUGACUACGCUAUCUUUAUGUGUUGUGUGAUAGAAGAAGUUCCAAGGAUAGGAGAUCCAUAUGACUACGCUGUCUUUAUUGGAGCAACUUGUGUCACCAAGGGUAUGUCACCCGCCUUUCUCAGCUCGUCUUUUAUGUUUCGUUUCGAGCUAUUCUUGUUAUUGGAUAUUUUACAGUGUAUUGGUUUAAGUACGCAGUAUUAUUUUUGCAA
This is a messenger RNA of Musa acuminata subsp. malaccensis (wild Malaysian banana), 2087 nucleotides long. The record is from RefSeq and is a predicted model, not a curated record. NCBI's taxonomy places the organism in Eukaryota, Viridiplantae, Streptophyta, Magnoliopsida, Zingiberales, Musaceae.